Haliaeetus leucocephalus (bald eagle) is the source of this 1481-nucleotide messenger RNA. It is a transcript of the gene CD8A, whose product is annotated as CD8a molecule. The transcript is spliced from 6 exons. The record is from RefSeq and is a predicted model, not a curated record. Lineage: Eukaryota; Metazoa; Chordata; Aves; Accipitriformes; Accipitridae. The coding region runs from base 303 to 1010 and encodes 235 amino acids.
CAGGUGCGAGCAUCGUCGGUCUGAAUCUCUAGGGAAGUCAUUGAGGCAAAAUCCUUGAGGCAUCACUAAGAACUGAUAACGGUACAUGAGUCCAAAUUCUGGAUUAGAACCGAAUUUCUUCAGAAAUCUUUUUCUUUUUCUUCCCCUUUCAUUUUGCCGCAGAUGCUGAACAUCUUCUCUUUACCGAAGAGGGUCCUGAUGACAUCACAUCCUCUCCAAAGAGCGACGCAGCCUCCCAAGUCAAGGAAGAAAGAUCACCUCUGCUCCACCACACCAUCCCCGAGGACAACCACCCCGAGAAGAUGGCCGGGUCUCCUGCGCUGCUCCUUCUGCUCAGUCUGGGGCUCUGCUGCCCUGGGGUCCAGGUCCAGGCGUACAGGAUGACGGCCAGGUUUCAUGACAGCAGCAUCACGCAACCCCGGCUGGGACAGAAGCUGGAGCUGGAGUGUCUGGGUGCCAGGGAGGACAGCGGCGUAUUCUGGGUCCGCCAGGACAAGGAUGGGACCCUUCACUUCAUCGUCUUCAUCUCUUCCCUGCUCCGCACCACCUUCAAGGGGAACGAGAGGACAUCCACACGCUUUGAGGCGAGGAAACUCGGCAGUGUCUACCACCUGGUAGUGAAGUCUUUCACAUCGGGAGACGAGGGGAACUAUUUCUGUCUCAUGAACAGCAACCAAGUGCUGUACUUCAGCUGUGGCCAGCCUGCCUUCAUCCCAGUCACCAUCACAACAGCACCCACUGUACCAGCAUCCACCGCCCAGAGUGGCAUCACCAAAAACGACUCCUGCCCGAAGACUCCGGAUCCAGAGACCGGUAAGGAGAAACAGCUGAAUUUCUUCUGUGACAUCUUCAUCUGGGUUCCCUUGUCCGGCGCCUGCCUCCUGCUCCUCAUCGCCCUGAUAGUCACCACCGUGCUGUGUCAACAAACCAGAAGACGAAGAUGCAGAUGUAAAAGACCUGUGAACGGGAAGCCCAAUGUGAAACCUAGGACACCAAACCAACACACAUAAGCAUCUGCACCUUUUGGCUUCUGGACCAUCUUCUGGGAGCUGUCACCGCAUAAGCCCAUCACCUACGGUACCUAUAAUGCUACUACUACUCGUGCAGUCUACCCUGAGAAAUUUGAAAAGACAGGAUGGAGCAGAGACACACAGACAGCAAGCAAGCACUUUUUCUGUGAACUGCACACUGAAGCACAGCUCCUUCCAAAACUUGAGGUUUUCAAGUUAAUUCCCAAGGCCAAAUGCCAUCUCUGUUCCCAGUGACGGAGCUCUGUGGUUCCAGCUAAAGAAACAGAUCAAUCCUGAUGCUGACCUGUAUCAGGCAUAAGCUGAUAAGAAAUAAGGGUAUUAGCUGGACCUUUGCUCAAGGGUGUGCGAUACUUCUUUCUAAAAUGCAGCCAAAAUUUGAAUUUGCUACAAAAUGACAUAAAAAUAAAUGCCCUCACUUAACACAUCCUCUUUUUGUGGUGCCAUGUAUCU